This is a messenger RNA of Closterium sp. Naga37s-1, 5352 nucleotides long. NCBI's taxonomy places the organism in Eukaryota, Viridiplantae, Streptophyta, Zygnematophyceae, Desmidiales, Closteriaceae. The record is from the annotation of a GenBank genome assembly.
AUGCCCGAAUUCAAGAAGCCCGAAUUUACCAUGCCCGAGUUUAAGAAGCCUGAGUUUGAGUUUAGCUUGCCUGAAUUCAAGAAGCCGGAAUUCAGCCUACCUGACUUCCAGAAGCCAGAUUUUAGCCUGCCUGAUUUUAAGAAACCCGAAUUUUCGCUGCCCGAAUUCAAGAAGCCCGACUUUGCGCUCCCCGAGUUCAAGAAGCCCGAAUUCUCGCUACCAGAGAACCUUUCAGACCUGAAGGCGCCUUCCUUUUCGCUGCCCGAAUUUUCCAAACCAGAAUUCAAGCUGCCUGACUCAUCCGAGCUCCCUCUCCCUAAGACCGACUUCAAGCUGCCCGACUUCCCCACCCCAGAGUUCAACCUGCCCGAGAUCCCGCUUCCAUCCUUCCCCAUCCCGAGCCUCCCCUCCCCCUCGAACCUCCCCGUCCCGAAGCUAACCGUGCCUCGGGCAAUUUCCGAGCCUGUGGAAAACGCGGUGGCGGCCGCGACCGCGUCGGUUGCGGACUCGGCGGCGGCGGCGGCGGCAGUGGCGCAGCGGGAGUACCUGGCGGCGUAUUCGGCGCUGCGCGAGAGCGUGCCUGCGGACGCGCUGCCGCUGGUGGAGAAGGUGGAAGCCAACCUCGCUUCGCUGUGGGACGCUGCUAGCGGACUGACCAAGGAGGUGGCCGUGCAGGUGGCGGUGCUAUCAGCAGCGGCGGUGAAGGCAGCGUUUGGGGCGGCGGGCUUUGAUGCGGACGACACAGUCGUGGCCGCCACUCUCAUCGCCACAGGCACGCUGUUGCUCGGCGUGGCAUACUGGAGGGCGGCGUACGGGGGGUAUUCGGGCAACCUGUCAGCGGAGGAGGCGCUGGAGGUGCUCAAGGAGAGCAAGGCCGUGCUCGUUGACAUCCGCCCUGAGUUCUUGAGGGACGAGAACGGCAUUCCUGACCUGCGUAGGGGGGCGCGUUUCAAGGACUGCAGCGUCAAGUUUGAAAAGCUGGACGGCCCUCUGAGGGGCCAGGUGCGCAGCCCGGACGUGGUGGAUCUGCAGCUCAUGGCCGCUAAGAUCAAGGGCGUGAAAGGCGUGCAGAAGGACACGCAGGUGAUUAUAAUGGACGAGAGCGGUGGCAACCUGGCAAAGGAGAUCGCCAGGGGUCUCUCCAGAGUGGGCUUUAAGCGCUCGUUCGUGAUGGACGGGGGAUUUGACUCGUGGGUGGCCAGCGGGCUGCGAGUGAAGCCCAACGAGCCCGAGCGAGCAGCUGAAGUGCUCAAGAAGGAGUACGAGGCGUUUGUGGAGGACGUGCAGCCCACGCCCCUGGGAGUGGCCACCGUGGUGCUCGGCACUGGAGUCGGCAUCUUUGCCCUCAUCGAGUGGGAGCGGUCGCUGCAGCUGCUGGGAGUGCUGGCAGUGGUGCAGCUGAUCUACCUGCGAGUCAAGACAUACGAGACCGAGGAGGACCUUCAGCGGGACGUGCGAGCACUGCUCACGCCCUUCUCUCUCGCAGCAUCAGCAGCAGGGUGGGCCCUCGGCACCUCCUCUUCUGCCUCUGCAGCACCCAAGGCCGCCAAGCAGCUCACAGAUGGAGAGGGUGAGGGGGGGAGCGAGAGCAAGGCCCCUGAGGCUUCCAGUGCGCCUGCUGCUGCUGCCACCUCAGCUGCUGAUGUGGCGAUAACCUUUGGGGAUUUCCUUCCAUUCCAUCCGACUCCCUCGCAUCCCUCCACGCCUUCGGGGACUCCACUGGACUUGUCAUUGUCACUAGUCUCACUCGACCCCACCGUUUCCUCCCUCUACUCCCCUUCCUCUCUCGCUCGCCCUAAUUCACUAGGUGGUCCGCUGACUCCCGACGCUGAUAUCAACGUGCUCUCCUCCCCCUCCCUGCUUUUUCCCGCUCCUGGCGGCGUUGUUGGCGGUGCUGACAACGCGCUGUACUUUACAGAAGACGACGAUGAUGAGGAAGAGGAGCGGCUGUACGACGCAGUGAGUCUCAGCAGCAACAUCAGCAGCAGCGGCGACGAUGUCAGCAGCGACGGAGGGUUCAGCCGCGUGAGCAGCACCGGCAGCCUGUCCGGCCUGGACGACCGUGUACGCGUUAAAGUGCAUCCGGGCCGAGUGGACAUAUUUAACGGAGCGGAGCAUCUGCGGCUGCGCGCGGACGGGAUGAUGGAGCUGCGGCGCGUGAAGGACGGCGUGCCUAUACUCAUCACCGCGGGGAGAGUUUCACUCCCUGACACCUGCCGUGACUACAUCGAGUCGUGCGAGAUCACCGUGCUGGACGAGUCGAUCGGGGCCGUCCAGCUGAAGUGGAUCAACGGCUCUGCGCUGCGCGUGGUGGCGGCGAACCCCGCAGGCGUGGAGAAGGGCGAUCUGUCGGCGCUGCCGUUCGACCGCGACCACGGCAACCCCGCCUCCGACCCCUCCUGGGCCAAAAGGCUGGCGUGCGGGUUCGUGUGCGAGUUCAGCGUGGCGCAGCACGCGGAGCAGGAGGCGCGCGGAAUGGCGGAGGUGGAGCUGGACAUGCGCACCGCCGGGUACUGGUUCGGCGGGGGGCACUACAUGCGCCAGCACUGGCCGCUCAACCGCGGGCAGUUCGAGAUGGGUCCAUUCUUCCCCUUUGACAACGGGCCAAACGGCAACAACACGUUGCUCGCCGCGCAAUGGAUGACCUCCCGCGGGCUGCUCGUGCUGGCCAAUCCGGACACGCCCUUCCUGCACGUGGGGCUGAACGCGCCCCAAGUGGGCCCACAUGACGGCUGGAUCCAGCGCUCCUGGGGCACGGGCGUGCAGAACCUGGCGCGGGAGUCGCUGCCAGCGGUGGAGAACGGUACGGGGGACGGCAUGCUGCGCCUGCAGGCGCGGGCGAGCUACCGCACGGUGGAGAUGCUGCACCCGCUGAGGGACUGGAUGCCCGCGCUCUGGAAGGAGGAGCAGGACAAAGACCAGCGCCUGAGUCUCCAGUUCGCGCUCUGCGCCACUGCCAACGUGAAGCAAGCUGCCGAAGCGGCUCUGGAAACCCUUCCUCGCCCGACCAACCCCCCGCCGCGGGAGAUGGUGGAUGCGCCGAUCUGGACGACGUGGGCGCGGUACCACGCAAACGUGACGCAGGCCAAGGUGGAGCAAUUCGCGCAUGAGAUCGUGGGGCGCGGGCUGUCCCGGUCCGUCAUGGAGAUCGACGACAAGUGGCAGACCAAGUACGGCGACUUUGACUUCGACCCCGUCAAGUUCCCCAACCCCAAGGCCAUGGUGGAGAUGCUGCACGCGUUGGGCUUUAAGGUGACCCUCUGGAUCAUGCCCUUUGUGGAGGAAGCUUCCGCUGCUUACCAGGAAGGCGCGCCCAAAGGCUACUUCAUAUCAUCCAGCGCGCCGGCCACCAAGGGUCUCAAGCCGGGCUUCUUCAAGUGGUGGCAGCCCGUGCCAGCAGCAGCACUCGACGUGACCAACCCCGAGGCGGUGGCCUGGUUCGUGGGCCGCCUCAAGCGCCUCCAGGCAGAUUAUCUCAUCGACGGCUUUAAGUUUGACGCGGGCGAGCCGUGCUUCCUCCCCGCGCACUUCGUCACGCACAAGCCGAUCGUGACCCCGGUGGAAUACACGCGGCUGUAUGUGCAAGAGGUGGCAUCUCAAUUUAGUUACGCGGAGGUUCGCACCGGGCAUAAGACCAGCAGUGUGCCGCUGUUAACCAGGAUGGGGGAUAGAUUCUCCACGUGGAGCUCGGGGAACGGGCUAAGGAGCGUGAUUCCCACGCUGCUGACGUCGGGGAUACUGGGGUACCCGUUCUGUUUACCCGACAUGGUGGGGGGCAAUGCGUACUUUGGCAACAAGCCGGACGUGGAGCUGCUGGUGCGGUGGGCGCAGGCCAACGCGCUCAUGCCGGCCAUGCAGUUCUCCAUCGCCCCCUGGGACCUCAGCAAGGAGGCUGACCGCCUCUGCAAGGCCGUGCUCGAGCUAAGGGAGAAGCUAGCGGGCACCAUUUUCAGCCUCAUGGAGGAUGCAUGCUCCAAGGCCCUCGCCCCCGUGUGCCGCCCCAUGUGGUGGCUCGACCCCGACGAUGCCGAGACCUUCCCCAUAGACGAUCAGUUUGCGAUAGGCGAUGACAUCAUAGUGGCCCCCGUGGUGGUCAAGGGGCAGAAGAAGCGCGACGUCUACCUCCCCAAAGGCACAUGGUGCGAGCUGCUGAACCCGUCCAACACGUUUGAAGGCCCCACCUGGCUGGAGGAUGUGGAAGCACCUCUGCACAUCAUCCCCAUAUACUGCCGAGUCGUGCCGACCGACAUAGCGUCACCAAGCAUGGAGGGCGGGCAGGAGGCGGCAGAGCAUGCAAGUGCAAUGGUGCCGGUGCCUGUUCGGAUAGAAGACGCAUCGUUGGUGAUUGCUGAUAGUGAGGCUCUUGCGGAGGGCUCAGCGACACAGACAGCUUGCAAGCCAUCAGCACGAUCAACAGUGAAGCCAUCGAGGUCACUGGCGAAGGCAGCAGAACGGUCUGUGGCGAAGGCAGCAGAACGGUCUGUGGCGAAGGCAGCAGCCCCUUCAGCAGCUAAAGUAAAGGAUGUGGUAAAGCCUGCUGCGAGCAAGCCAUCAGCACGCGCAGCAGCUUCGCCAGCAGGUCGACCAGCGGUGAAAGCAGCAGCGAAAUCAGCCACACAACCGGCAGUGAAGCCACCUGUGAAGGCAGCAACCUUUGGUGCAGCAGUGAGGGGGACUGGAAAGGGAGAGGCAAGCAAGGUUGGUGCUGCAGAGAAAAGUGUUGGAUGCAAGGGAAGCACGCGUGUGCUGCAUGGCAUGAAUGUGCUGCAUGGCAUGAAUGUGCUGCUUGGCAUGAAUGUGCUGCUUGGCAUGAAUGUGCUGCUUGGCAUGAAUGUGCUGCUUGGCAUGAAUGUGCUGCUUGGCAUGAAUGUGCUGCUUGGCAUUAAUGUGCUGCUUGGCAUGAAUGUGCUGCUUGGCAUUAAUGUGCUGCUUGGCAUCAAUGUGCUGCUUGGCAUGAAUGUGCUGCUUGGCAUGAAUGUGCUGCUUGGCAUGAAUGUGCUGCUUGGCAUUAAUGUGCUGCUUGGCAUCAAUGUGCUGCUUGGCAUGAAUGUGCUGCUUGGCAUGAAUGUGCUGCUUGGCAUCAAUGUGCUGCUUGGCAUUAAUGUGCUGUUUGGCAUCAAUGUGCUGCUUGGCAUCAAUGUGCUGCUUGGCAUUAAUGUGCUGCUUGGCAUCAAUGUGCUGCUUGGCAUGAAUGUGCUGCUUGGCAUGAAUGUGCUGCUUGGCAUUAAUGUGCUGCUUGGCAUUAAUGUGCUGCUUGGCAUGAAUGUGCUGCUUGGCAUGAAUGUGCUGCUUGGCAUUAAUGUGCUGCUUGGCAUCAAUGUCUGCUUGGCAUUAAUGUGCUGCUUGGCAUGA